CGUUAAGAGCACGCAGCGGCCAGUGCUAGCCCGCGCGCGAUCGGCGCUCCGCGACCACGACGUCUCGGCAAUCGUCACUUAGACAGACGAACCGGUUGGAUCACUUCUUACUUAAUCCUUACAUAAACUGGUGCCAAAAAUAUCUAACUUCUCUAAAAUAUGACCUAAAUAUAUCCUAAAGUGUACGUGUUGAGACAUCCAAGUGUCGGUGAAGGAACAUUUAGGUCCAGCGGCUGUGUAAGUUGUACACUCGCUCAGUUUACGGUAUAAUUUAAACUUUCGAAACUUAGUAUUUUUCCGUUGCAACGAAAAUGGAUUUGCAACAUGAAGAAAAUGGUACGCCGUUCGUGAUGUGGGGAGACAGUAAGAUCCAACUGGAGAAUUGGCCGAUCGCGGAUAAGUUUUACACAGAAAAGGCAGAGACCGAAUUACGAGAGACGCCUGAAGUAGUUGCGAAAGCUUUACGAGAACUAAGAGAACUAUUAAAAGGUGAAAAGAACCUUAACAUUCCUAUUGACAAUGAUGACUUUCUGAUGAAAUUCCUCAGGCCCUGCAAAUUUUAUGCAGAUAGUGCUCUAAAGAAGAUACAAGCUUUCUACAAAUUCCGGCAAGCGCAUGCAACCUACUGCCACGACCUGAUGCCGUCCGUGGUGCGAGCCGCCUUCGACCACUCCAUCAUAUCCAUCCUGGCGCCUCGCGACCAACAUGGUCGGCGUAUCAUGUUCGUCGAGUCCGGCAAGGGCUGGGACCCUCGCGCAGUGCCUCUAUCCGAAGUGUUCCGUGGCGUGCAGCUGGGCCUGGAGGCAGCCAUGACGGAGCCGCGCACGCAGGUCUCCGGCGUCAUCGUCAUCAUGGACAUGCAGGGGCUGGCCCUUAGCCAUGUGCUGCAGUUCACGCCCUCCUUCGCCAAGAUGGUCGUAGACUGGGUGCAGGACUGCAUCCCAAUCCGGCUAAAAGCGGUGCACAUUGUUUACCAGCCGUACGUGUUCAACAUGGUGUUCGCGCUGUUCAAGCCAUUCCUGCGCGAGAAGCUGCGCUCGCGCAUACACUUCCACGGCAACAACAUGGACUCGCUCAAGGCACACGUGGACGGCAAAGCGUUGCGUCCGCGCCACGGCGGUUCGCUGCCCGAGUUGGAGGUUACUGGAGAGCUGCUCUGGAAAAUGCUGUCACAUUACGAGGACGGUUUUAAAUUGGCUAACUCCUACGGCUACGUAAAGAACAAUGAAAAUCACAAAUAAUGCAGCUGUGACUGAUCAACAUUUUACAUAAGUAAAUUUUCACAUAUCGUUAGUUUGGAUAAAUAAGGAUGUGGGUCAACAAAUUAUACUGUGUAUUAUCUGUAAAAACGACUUUCUCAGGGAAUAGGGACUUAUAGUGAAAUCAUUCCGAAUCGUUAGCCGCAUGAAAACAAUGUCGUUUGCCUGACAACCUCGUACCUAUUUUGAUUCAGUGACAACUUUAGAUGUACGAUCUAAUGUGAUUGCAUUCUUAGGCGCUUAUAAUAUAACACUUCUUCGCUCUUCGGAACGACGUCCGGUGCUGCGAUUUUUACCUCUGUAGAAUCUCGAUUUGUAUGCAAAAACCAUACCAUGGUAUAACACAUUGGCUCAGCCUCUCCGUGCGAAGGUGCGAAUCGCACGGCAAUUCGUGCUUUCGGACAAAGAUGCGGUGGGCACCGCAGGGUAUGGUAUGCCACACCGAGCCCCAUAGAACGGUUUUUGCUACCGUACGGAUUUUUGUGCAUAAAUGCGAUUCGUCACGCAUCGCAGCUUCGGACGAAGAUACGGAGAAAACCGCAGCAUCGUAUGGUCGUCGCCGCACGCGAAUUCGUCGCUUCGCACUUCGCAACGUCAUGCGACGGCAGUGUGAUAACUGAUAAGCGCCACGCUUACUAAUACAGUAAUUUUAUACAUUUUAUAAAUACGUUUAAUGUAGGUAAAAGUACAAAUGCUUUCGUCGUCAAAUGUUGUCAUACGUGUAUGUCACAAAUACUUAGGGUGCAUGUUUUCAGCAAGAGCAAGAUGUAUUCCCAGUUCUGCUGUACAAGAAAAUAGGUACCUAUGUUUAAAAGAAACAUAAUUAUCUUUAUUAGGUUUAAUGGCAAGUGAUAUUAGGACAAAACUAUAGGGAUAAUUACGGUAAUUAAUAUUAUGAAUAGGUAAAUUAUUUUCUCCGCAAUGUAUUUUUAUAGAUAAACUGCCAUUUAGCAGUGUGACAUUUAUCAGCUACAUUCCACAAGGGCGCAUUAAGGGUUACUCCCAGGAAAACGCCAAAAAAUUAUAUCGACACAAGCUGCUAUUCUGUUGAUGUAGCCUGAAUUUCACAGAGUGGCAAUAUUUUUACUAUUGUAGUAGUAGUAGGUGCUUACCUACCUUUUAAUAUUAUCUAAUUUAAAAGUUACCUCAAUGUAAUGUGAUCAUUUGGAAAGAUUUUGUUUUAGUAUUUUUUUAAAUAUAUAAAUGUACGAAUUUAAAUUUUAACAAUUUUAUAAUAAAACAUAAAAAUGGAUACACCUUCGUUUUUAUUAUUAUAAAUAACUCUAGAUAAACCAUAACAAUUUUUCUCCCUAUUAAAAAUUUGGUCUCACUUCCGAACUCGAAUUCCAAAUAUACAUUCCUUGGUAAAAUUGUAUUUCUAAAAAUAUGUGUACAUUCCAUAAAUAUAUAAUAUUUCACUAAUAACAACUACAGAAGAUACUCUGUCAUGGAUUUAUAUGAAGUUACCAA
Molecule: messenger RNA, 2729 nt
Organism: Cydia splendana
Lineage: Eukaryota; Metazoa; Arthropoda; Insecta; Lepidoptera; Tortricidae
Product: alpha-tocopherol transfer protein-like
Exons: 8
Coding region: 312-1241 (309 amino acids)
Cellular component (GO): membrane
Molecular function (GO): phosphatidylinositol bisphosphate binding
Source: RefSeq, a predicted model, not a curated record